GGCCAUCGUCCGGGGAUGUCUGUCUCCUGGCCGUCCACCUCCAGCCGGACCAAGGGAACGGUGGCCUGCUUGGCAGAGGCCCUCCUGUGGGUUGGAGGGAGCGUGGCCGUGUCCCCGUGGUGGCAGCUUGGCCCACUAGUGGAGCGGUGCAUGAGCGCCAUGCAGGCGGGGACCCAGAUGGUGAAGCUGCGAGGCGGCUCCAAGGGCCUGGUGCGCUUCUACUUCCUGGACGAGCACCGCUCCUGCAUCCGCUGGCGGCCCUCACGCAAGAACGAGAAGGCCAAGAUCUCCAUCGACUCCAUCCAGGAGGUGAGCGAGGGCCGGCAGUCGGAGGUCUUCCAGCGGUACCCAGACAGCAACUUCGACCCCAACUGCUGCUUCAGCAUCUACCACGGCAGCCACCGCCAGUCGCUGGGCCUGGUGUCGCCCAGCGGCGACGAGGCGCGUACUUGGGUCACGGGCCUCCGCUACCUCAUGGCUGGCAUCAGUGACGAGGACAGCCUGGCCCGCCGCCAGCGAACCAGGGACCAAUAUCCUUGGUGGCUGAAGCAGACGUUCGACGAGGCAGACAAGAACGGGGACGGCAGCCUGAGCAUCGGCGAGGUCCUGCAGCUGCUGCACAAGCUCAACGUGAACCUGCCCCGGCACAGGGUGAAGCAGAUGUUCAAGGAGGCGGACACGGACGACCAGCAGGGCACUCUGGGCUUCGAGGAGUUCUGUGCCUUCUACAAGAUGAUGUCCACGCGCCGGGACCUCUACCUGCUCAUGCUGACCUACAGUGACCACAAGGACCACCUGGACGCUGCCGACCUCCAGCGCUUCCUGGAGCUGGAGCAGAAGAUGACGGGUGUGACACUCGAAAGCUGCCGGGACAUCAUCGAACAGUUCGAGCCCUGCCCAGAGAACAAGAGUAAGGGGGUGCUGGGCAUCGACGGCUUCACGAACUACACGCGGAGCCCGGCCGGGGAUAUCUUCAACCCGGGCCACCACGGCGUGCACCAGGACAUGACGCAGCCACUCAGCCACUACUUCAUCAGCUCGUCCCACAACACCUACCUCGUGGGCGACCAGCUCAUGUCGCAGUCACGGGCGGGCAUGUACGCCCACGUGCUGCAGGCCGGCUGCCGCUGCGUGGAGGUGGACUGCUGGGACGGGCCUGACGGGGAGCCCAUCGUGCACCACGGCUACACCCUGACCUCCAAGAUCCUCUUCAAAGACGUCAUCGAGACCAUCAACAAAUACGCCUUCGUCAAGAACGAGUACCCAGUGAUCCUGUCCAUCGAGAACCACUGCAGUGUCAUCCAGCAGAAGAAGAUGGCCCAGUAUCUGACCGACAUCCUCGGGGACAAGCUGGACUUGUCGUCACUGAGCAGCGAGGACACCACCAUGCUGCCCUCUCCGCAGGAGCUCAAGGGCAAGAUCUUGGUGAAGGGCAAGAAGCUCCCGGCCAGCAUCAGCGAGGACGCGGAGGAGGGCGAGGUGUCCGACGAGGACAGUGCCGACGAGAUCGACGAGGACUGCAAGCUCCUGGACGGGGAUGCCUCCACCCAUCGGAAGCGUGUGGAACACAUCGCCAAGAGGAAACUGGAGUCCCUAAUCAAGGAGUCGAAGAUUCGAGACUGUGAGGACCCCAACGACUUCACAGUGUCCACGCUGUCCCCGCUGGGGAGGCCCGGGGGCAAGGCAGAGCGUAAAACGGCCGAGGAGGACGUGGAGUCUGCGGAGGGUGCAGGAACCAGCAGACGGAACAGCCGGCUCCCCAUGAGCAGUUUCUCCAAGCGCAAGAAAAAGGGCAGCAAGCUGAAGAAGGUGGCCAGCGUGGAGGAGGUGGACGGGGACCUGGACUCGCAGGGCAGCCAGAGCCGAGGGGCGACCCGGCAGAAGAAGACCAUGCAGCUGUCACGGGCACUGUCGGACCUGGUGAAGUACACCAAGUCCGUGGGCGCCCACGACGUGGACACCGAGGUGGCGUCCAGCUGGCAGGUGUCGUCCUUCAGCGAGACCAAGGCCCAGCAGACGCUGCAGCAGAAGCCAGCACAGUACCUGCGCUUCAACCAGCGGCAGCUCUCCCGCGUCUACCCGUCCUCCUACCGCGUGGACUCCAGCAACUACAACCCACAGCCCUUCUGGAACGCCGGCUGCCAGAUGGUCGCCCUGAACUACCAGUCGGAGGGGCGGAUGCUGCAACUGAACAGGGCCAAGUUCAGCGCCAACGGCAACUGCGGCUACGUGCUGAAGCCGCGGUGCAUGUGCCAGGGCGUCUUCAACCCCAACUCCGAAGACCCUCUGCCCGGGCAGCUCAAGAAGCAGCUGGUGCUCCGGAUCAUCAGCGGGCAGCAGCUCCCCAAGCCUCGGGACUCGAUGCUGGGGGACCGAGGGGAGAUCAUUGACCCGUUCGUGGAGGUGGAGGUCAUCGGGCUCCCCGUGGACUGCAGCAAGGAGCAGACCCGCGUGGUGGACGACAACGGCUUCAACCCCAUGUGGGAGGAGACACUGGUGUUCAUGGUGCAUAUGCCAGAGGUGGCCCUGGUGCGCUUCCUCGUCUGGGACCACGACCCCAUCGGGAGGGACUUCAUUGGCCAGAGGACGCUGGCCCUCAGCAGCAUGAUGCCAGGCUACCGGCACGUGUACCUGGAGGGGAUGGAAGAGGCCUCCAUCUUUGUCCACGUAGCCCUCAGUGACAUCAGUGGUAAGGUCAAGCAGGCUCUGGGCCUAAAGGGCUUAUUCCCUCGCGGCUCAAAGCCCGGCUCCCUGGACAGUCAUGCUGCUGGGCGGCCCCCGGCCCGGCCCUCCGUUAGCCAGCGGUUCCUGAGGCGCACGGCCAGCGCCCCGACCAAGAGCCAGAAGCCAGGCCGCCAGGCCUUCCCGGAGCUGGCCCUGGGCAUGCAGGACGUGGGCUCCGAGGGGGAGGCCCGUGCCGUGGCACCCCCCAGCCCUGGCCCCGCUCCGGAGGCCUUGGCCCAGGAGGGGCCUGGAGGCCGCAGCCCCCGAGAGGCCCGCUCCUUCUCCACGCAGAGGUCGGUCUCCUCCCUGUGCAGCCUGGAGACCAUCGCCGAGGAGCCAGCUCCGGGCCCCGGCCCCCAACCUCUGCUGGCUGCCCCGCCCAGCCCCUGCCCGGGACCCGGUGCCAAAGCCCCGAGCACUCCAGGGGUGGCACGGGGAGCCUCCGGGCUCCUCCAGCUCAGGACCGGGAGCCACGGAGACACUGAAUCGGUCCCUGACAGCAGGCAGCAGGCGUGCAAUGGCGAGGUCCCCAGUGGGGUGUGCGAGGGCACCCCCAGCAGCCAGACGGACAGCAGGGGCCACCCCCGGGCCCCGGGCCCCCUGCCCGUGGUCAGAAGGGCCGAGACUGAGGGGCUGGUGCCCUCUGAGCCCCUGGGUGGACGAAAGCCCCUGGCUGGGCCCUCACCAGCCAGGUACUCGGACGCCACCGCCGGAGACCCACUAUGGCAGCCACUGGAGCCAGGCAGCCACAGUGACAGCGCGUCCUCGUCCUGUAGCCUUUCGUCCAGCGACACAGUCAUCGACCUCUCUCUACCUGGCCGGAGCCUGGGCUGCGAGAGCUUCUCAGGGGCCCCAGCCGGACGCCUGUCCCUGCGGCCCUGCCUGGCCUUGGCCGCCCAGCUAGACCUGCUCCCCGUGACCAAGAGCAAGUCCAACCCCAACCUGUGGGCUGCAGCCCCGGCACCUGUGGCCUCCUGCAGGCUUCGGUCCCAGCCCCUGGCCCCUCGGCCACCCUGGGAAUGCCUCCCCCUGGUAAGCCUCCAGGACUGCCCAGUGGCCGCCAAGUCCAAGAGCCUGGGGGACCUGACCGCGGACGACUUUGCCCCCAGCCGCGUGCGGGCCAUUGCCAGCCGUGCGCGCCAGGCCCAGGAGCGGCAGCGGCUGCAGGGCCCGUGGGGGCCCCCGGAGGAGCGGGGCACCCCUGAGGGAGCCUGCUCAGAGGGCCAGGAGGGCUGCAGGGAUGCGCCCGCCCCCGCCAGGAGCGCAGCUGGCCUUCUGCUCAGACUCUGA
Molecule: messenger RNA, 4014 nt
Organism: Pteropus alecto (black flying fox)
Lineage: Eukaryota; Metazoa; Chordata; Mammalia; Chiroptera; Pteropodidae
Gene: PLCH2
Product: phospholipase C eta 2
Exons: 23
Coding region: 16-4014 (1332 amino acids)
Biological process (GO): lipid metabolic process; phosphatidylinositol-mediated signaling
Molecular function (GO): phosphatidylinositol-4,5-bisphosphate phospholipase C activity; calcium ion binding
Source: RefSeq, a predicted model, not a curated record